AUGCUAUUCUCUUACUACGAACGCCCCGGGCUUCAUUGGAGUCGACAACAAACUGUCACAUUCGUCGACAAGCUCCGCGAGGUCGCCACACUCUCUUUCGGACUUACUUCCCCCGACCUUCUCCCGCAAUACCAAUGCCUCGUCUACGACGGCCUCAACGAUAAAAUCAUCGUCGUAGCCAGCGACCCAUCCGGUCACCUCCUUGGAUUCCUCUCCUCCGUCCUCCUCCCUAUACCCGGCCUCCAGCACCCAGUCAUCCACAUGGGGCUCAUGUGUGCGCGCCCCGAAGCGCUGUCUCAUGGCCUCACACAAAGACUGACCAGUCGGCUACUCCGAGGCUACCUGACAAACCACGUCGAUGCCUUACUCGGCCUGCGCAAAAUAUGGUUCACGAAUACUGCUUGUGUUUGUCGUACUUUGGGCGCUAUAGCGCUCGAGCUGGACAUGGUGUAUCCUUCGCCCCAGUUCCCUCCAUCAAACGGUCCACCGAGUAAAACACACGUACUCAUCGCAGAAACGAUCGCUACGUCCGACACUCUUCGCAGAGCGUUGUAUAUACCACCUUCUUCGGAGUAUGAUAAAACGACGAGCGUCUUUCGGGGAAGUGUGCCGGGGACGAUAUUCAUGAAGGAGAAGGAAGACGAACGUUAUCACCACCGCGACCCGGAAAUCACCAAAUUUUACCAGGAGUUGAUGAAUUGGGAGAAUGGAGAUGAGGUUUUACAGGUUGGAAUGCUCAGCGUAUGGGCUCUGGUGGCUCACUGGAAGAAGACUUUGGCGAAGUUAUGACUGUCUGGCC
This is a messenger RNA of Stereum hirsutum FP-91666 SS1, 799 nucleotides long. RefSeq lists its product as uncharacterized. The coding region runs from base 1 to 789 and encodes 262 amino acids. The transcript has a single exon. The record is from RefSeq and is a predicted model, not a curated record. NCBI's taxonomy places the organism in Eukaryota, Fungi, Basidiomycota, Agaricomycetes, Russulales, Stereaceae.